AAAAUGACCAACACAAAGGGAAAGAGGAGAGGUACCCUCUAUAUGUUCUCUAGACCUUUUAGAAAAGAUGGAGUUGUUUCUUUGGCCGCAUACAUGCGAAUCUAUAAGAAAGGUGAUAUUGUGGACAUCAAGGGAAUGGGCACUGUUCAAAAAAGAAUGCCCCACAAAUGUUACCAUGGCAAAACUGGAAGAGUCUACAAUGUUACUCAGCAUGCCAUUGGCAUUGUUGUAAACAAACGAGUUAAGGGCAAGAUUCUUGCCAAGAGAAUUAAUGUCCGCAUUGAGCAUAUUAAACACUCAAAGAGCCGAGAUAGCUUCCUGAAGUGUGUGAAGGAAAAUGAUCAGAAAAAGAAGGAAGCCAAAGAGGAAGGUGCUUGGGUCCAACUGAAGCGCCAGCCUGCCCCACCCAGAGAAGCACAUUUUGUGAGAACCAAUGGAAAGGAGCCUGAACUGCUGGAACCCAUUCCCUAUGAAUUCAUGGCAUGAUAAAUGUAAAGAAAAUAAAAUACCUCAGGAUUGUAAAAGUGUUUCUCUUAAUUGAGUAGGAGUGUGGUUGGUGUCCUUUCACUUAAAA
Nyctereutes procyonoides (raccoon dog) is the source of this 574-nucleotide messenger RNA. RefSeq names its product 60S ribosomal protein L21-like. Gene Ontology annotation, molecular function: structural constituent of ribosome. NCBI's taxonomy places the organism in Eukaryota, Metazoa, Chordata, Mammalia, Carnivora, Canidae. Gene Ontology annotation, biological process: translation. The coding region runs from base 4 to 486 and encodes 160 amino acids. Gene Ontology annotation, cellular component: ribosome; cytosolic large ribosomal subunit. The transcript has a single exon. The record is from RefSeq and is a predicted model, not a curated record.